GUGAGUUGCUGUAAUAAUAAAAUUUCUGGUGAAUUUUCGAUCGUCGGAUAUUAUUGUGAACUGAGUUGCCAUAUUCUACGGAGUACUGGUCGUCGUAUUUUACGUCUGUAGCGAUUGAAAGAAGCGUGUUUAUCCAAAACCAGUCGUAGUAUUCACCCACACGUAUAUAUUUGUACUUUGGGAGAUACCAAAGUUUUUAACGUUGAAUAGAAAAUUCGUUAACGUCGCAACGAAACGCGUGAGGCAAGUGUUUGAGCGACGGCAAAAUGCUUUAGCGACAAAGUUAUUUUAGAAAUUUUUUUCAAAAUUGAUAAAUUUAUGUGAAGCUGUGAAAAAUUGCGAGAAAGCUUAAGCCAAAAUUUAAAUGAAUGGUGGGAGAACGUGAAAAAUAUUUUAGCGGGAGAUUUAUCAAAAUAUAAUAUAAGAAAAAAUUAGAUUAGUGAUAGAUCAACAAAAAUAAUUUCGAUAAUAUAUACCGAACAUAAAUUGGCAGAUCCAGGGAGCGCAAUUGGAAGCUAUUGGUAAAAUAAUCAAAAAUAUGAAAUGAUUUGAAUGAACCUUCAUAUAAGCAAAUUUAAAAACAAAAAUUUAAAUAUAUUCAAACUGAAAAUAAAACUCACUGGAACUCACAAAAAUAUUAGUGCCCAACGAAACUUGUACGCGAAACACCACACAAGUAAAACAUUUAUUUUCCGCGAAAUAUCUAAAUUUCUUUCUGCAUUUUUUUUAAUAAAAUAUUAAGCACUUCUGUGAACUCCAACUUUAAAAGUACUAUUCAGUUAAUAUUUAUUAUAAAUAUUGCACAAAAUUUUUUGAAAUAAAUAACUUUUUAAAUAAUUACAUCAUCUCCACAAAAAUUUAUUUAAAAAAAAAAUUAUUUUAAAGCAAACAAAAAGUUUUCAAUAACGAAUAAAUUAAAAAAGAAUUAAGAAUACAAAAUAAGAACCACUCAACUUUCUAAUAAAGCAUCUUGAAAUAACAUUUUGAGCAAAAUUCUGGACUACAGAUAUUUCGAUUUUUGCUUUUUUCUCAAACUACGUUCAUUCAAAUAAAAAAGUGUCAAGUACAAAAGUGUUCAACUAAAAAGUGCAAAGUAAAAAUAUUCCGAAGGCGUAAUCUUGAAUCCUAAGAAAUAAAAAUCAGUUCAAAGCCUUUGAUAGUGCAAAGCAACAACGUAAAAAAUAUAAUAAACUUAAAACAAAAAAAAAAAAACAAAAAACACGAAUCUGCGAGAAAAUGUCGGCAAAAAAGGAAAUCAACUCUGCCCUAAUGAUGGCAUUCACUGUCACAACGUUGCUGGGAUUUAUAAAUGCGCAGGCAGUGGGCUCCAAGGAUCUCUUCAGAUGCCGCCAAAGUUGCUAUCAAAAGUUUGUUCAAGAUUGGCAUCACUGUAUGGACUUCGAUGAUUGUAAAAAUAUGUGCAUCACACCACCUAAUAUCAAUAGUUAUAUCCCAGAAGCGUUCAGUUUUCUGUGCUGGAACAAUUGCGAUCAACAAUUGGGUCCCUUCCCGCUGAACAUUAACUCAGCAUUGCGCCAAGACUCGCUAGUACUGACGACCAUUGCUUGGGACCAGGCGAUUACGAAUGCAUCGAAACAGUGUCUGGUCACUUGGGAGGUCUCCGGAGGCGGUCUAAUGGGCAAUCUAUUGACUGAUAGUUCUACUGUUGAAUUAUCCCUCUGGCCAGAUACUGUAUAUCACGUACAAGUUACGUGCAAGCAUAAGGAGACCGGCGGCAUGCGUCGUUCUUACAAACUGAUCGUGGACACGCACAAGCUGAGCGACAGCACUGUUACCGGCAUGCAAGCGAUUACUCUGGAAACGGGCAAUAUGGCCAGCAGGGAGGGCAUGAUGCCGCACAUGUACGGCGCGGCUGGCGCGGUCGAUAUAGGCGCCAACUCGGGUGAGACGGAUUCGCGCAUGCGCAUACUGAAGGACAGCUCCAAAGAUUUCCUCAGCCCCUACAAUCCAAAUGCCAAUGUUGCAUCAACGAGUAGUAGCAGCAGUACCAGCAGUACUGGUAGCACCAGCAGUUCAACAACACCCACCACAUCAGAUGCCACAAGGUCAACAACCAUUGCACAAAAUCAAAAUCAACAAGAGCAAUCUGCACGUCACAAUUCUGUGUUGCGUACUAAGUUGGUGGGUGAGCGGCCGCUGAGCGUGGAUACAGUCGAUUUUCUCACACAAAGCAUCACCUUUGCCGUGGUCGGCUCAGUCGUGCUCUUUGUCGCGCUGCUUGUGCUCUACAUGCUCGUGCGGCCGUCAGCGCGUAAACAUGUGCCCGCCGGCGCCAUCGCUCUAGACAAAGAGGUGCUCAUACACAACGAAUUGCUGCCAAGCCAAACACCUCAAGCGGCAAAGGUAGCAGCGACGGUGGCGGUGGCGGUGGGGCCUACAGUGACACCCAAGAAUACAACGGCGUCGUUGACGGAAGGCUUGCCAGUGGGGUGCGGAUUGCAUGCAGGCGCGUCAGACUCGCAAACAUUGCACGUGUAAAGUGUAGGGGAGAGAGCGGACGCAUUAUGGUGGACGUUGUAAAUAGUAAUUGAUAGUAAGCGUAGGUUUUUGCUAAUUCAUAAUUUAUUAAGCUUAAAUAUUAAAAAUUAAAAACAAAACAGUGAUGUGAUGUACUAAAUGCUAAAGAAUACAUUUCGAUUUCUCACAUUUCGCCUCUGCAUGUACAUAGUUGUAAAUAGCGUGUGUAAGCUCAGUGUUGCAUUUGAGCGCAGAAUGGUGAUUUGCUCUAUAUACAUAAAUAUACAUAUUCAUACAUAUGUGUAUAUACAUAUGUAUGAUAUAUUAAUUAAGCUUGGCGCCCGAAUUUGAGUGCAUGAGUGUAUAAAAAAUAUAUUUUUUUUUUGUUGUAUGUGUAUAAGUCCAUGCUCCUUUGCGAAGAGCGGGGGACUUGAAGCGCGUGUAUAGCAAUAUUAGUGGUUAAGAGUACAUAUAUACAUAUAAAUAUUUAAACAUCGCUGACAUUAGGGGCCAAUUGGCGCGAAUUGUGGUGAGUGCAAAGGCAUCGGGGCAGUUAACGAGUUGCAGCUUGACACGAAAAUGUAAAUCCUUUAAAAUUUCAAAGUAAACAAAUGUUUGCCAAAAAACGAAUUCAAAUGCAUACAUACAUAUAUACAUACAUGUAAAGAAAGACAUGGGUUCGCGCAUCUUCUCAACUGACUACCGCCGCAGCGUUGCCAUAUCCGCCAAUUUGGUAGUAGCCUGUAAGCUUAGUGAACUACUAGAAUUGAUAAGUUAUACACACUUACUGAAAUGCAUAUGCACGUGCAUAUGUAUGUGUAGCCGUAUAAUGGUUAUUAUUUUUGUAAAUCGCAACAUAUGACGAGUCCAAAUGUUAACUUUGACGUUUAGUUGUCGUCAUUUGGUGUUUUAUGUCCCAAACAAAAAACAAAAAGCAAAUUAUAGUAGUGAGUGAGAAGCAAAAUAUUUGUAUGCAUGUUUCAUUUGCAGCUUCAUCAGCGCAGAUGUGUAUGUGUGGUGUGUGUAUUAUGUCGUAACAGAAUUUCUAGUCUCACUUAUAUUUUAUAAAUAUUAAAUUUUUGUUUAAUUUUUAAAGUUAUAUGGAGCCAAAUUCUUAACAGACGUUUUCGAAAAAAAU
Messenger RNA from Anastrepha obliqua, 3616 nucleotides. RefSeq lists its product as uncharacterized. The record is from RefSeq and is a predicted model, not a curated record. Lineage: Eukaryota; Metazoa; Arthropoda; Insecta; Diptera; Tephritidae. The coding region runs from base 1237 to 2499 and encodes 420 amino acids. The transcript is spliced from 5 exons.